CCCCGCCCGCCUCCCGGGAAGCGCGGGCACGGCCCCGCCGCCGCCGCCGCCCGCGGGUGGACGCGUCCCGCGCCCGCGGCCCCGCGCGCCGCGCCAGAUCCCCUCUUGCAGUCCGGGGAGGGUCCUGCACCCCCGCGAGCACAUCCCUCCUGGCACCCUGUGAUGGCCCCGGGACCUGCUGCCUCCCUGCCACCAGCUGGAGAGGAGAAACCAGCGGGGACUGCCGAGAAGGGGGACUAAUCCCCCAUCCAUGGCAGGGUGCAACCGCCCGGGGCUACCGGAGAGCAGCCCAGCGCCCGGAGCCUGCGCCCGUCCCUCCUCCCCCCACCGUCCACGCCGCUGCCCAGGAGGCUCCCGGUGAGCCCCAGCCAUGUAGGCGCAGCCUGGGGCUCCGCCGAUGGCCACUGUCAACAUGCAGCAGGGCUACGCGGCCGUCCUGUGUGUCCUGGCUGUGCUGGGGCUGGAGGCCACUGCACCAGGCGAAUGUGAGCUCACCCGCCUGCUCCAGGACAAGCUGCGGUACGAGAUGCGCCUGCAGUACAUGAAACACUACUUUCCCAUCGACUACACAGUCCAGGUCCAGUAUGAAGAGGUGCUGAGGCCCUCCAACAUCACCCGCCUGCGCAAUGGGACAGUGUCGGAGACAGCCCUGCGGUACCUCUGGUUCCACGUCAGCUCCCAGGCAGUGCUGCGGAUCCGCGAGGUGCUGCCAGAGAAGCACCCAUCCUGGAAGUACACCCAGGAGCUGUGCCAGCUCUUUGACGCCCUGGGUGAGGAGUACAGCAAGUACCGGCAGACAGAUGUGGAGGCGGUGGUGGCCGACCUGGUGAAGCUGGUCCACAGCGCGGGCGCUGAGAGCCGGAGCAAGGCCGUGCGCCCCAAGGCACUGCUGGACAACUGCCUCAAGGUCAUGCGGAUGCUCUACGGAGGGCCCUGUCGGUGGGAGUCCACCUAGCGCUGCAGAAGACCCUUUGCUCAACACCUUCUCCUUGCCUUGGAGCCUCGGAUGCUGCCUCUACUCUGCCGCUCCCAGCAGAGCCCCCGGGGGGUUCCCAAGGAAGGUGCAAAGGUGGGACAAAUGCCACCUCUUCUGGGACCACACAUCACUCCUUCCAGGACCGUGGGACUGUUCAUGGCCAUGGGGUCUUGCCCAUCCACAAUGCCUGGCACCUUCAGCACGAGUGUGGGGUCGGACACAGCCCCCCCAUGACGGGAGCUGCUGGAGGGGACACAUUGCCCUCCCUGCCCACAGGCAGGGUGAGGGCAUCACCCCGCUCCUCUUGGUUUGUACUUUUCCCUCAGCUUUCAUUAAACACCAGUUAAUUCUCUA
This is a messenger RNA of Myiozetetes cayanensis, 1330 nucleotides long. It is a transcript of the gene IL34, whose product is annotated as interleukin 34. Gene Ontology annotation, molecular function: macrophage colony-stimulating factor receptor binding; cytokine activity. Gene Ontology annotation, biological process: positive regulation of macrophage differentiation; positive regulation of monocyte differentiation; positive regulation of cell population proliferation. Lineage: Eukaryota; Metazoa; Chordata; Aves; Passeriformes; Tyrannidae. Bases 398 to 955 code for a protein of 185 amino acids. The transcript has 7 exons. The record is from RefSeq and is a predicted model, not a curated record.